This is a messenger RNA of Pimephales promelas (fathead minnow), 2581 nucleotides long. It is a transcript of the gene hoxb1a, whose product is annotated as homeobox B1a. Gene Ontology annotation, molecular function: RNA polymerase II cis-regulatory region sequence-specific DNA binding; DNA-binding transcription factor activity, RNA polymerase II-specific. Gene Ontology annotation, biological process: regulation of transcription by RNA polymerase II. Lineage: Eukaryota; Metazoa; Chordata; Actinopteri; Cypriniformes; Leuciscidae. The record is from RefSeq and is a predicted model, not a curated record. Gene Ontology annotation, cellular component: nucleus.
GAAAAAAAUAACUCGACGUUCCUUUCCUGCUUGUUUGGACUCAACAGAAGGCUCGCUGUCGACCUAAUUUCGUUUAGGUAACAGAUCAGUUCAGUGAUUUAAUUAGACGGGUCCAAAGCCAACCAGGACUGAUCUGCGAACCGUGGCGUCACUUCCAAUUCGAGUGUUAAACAGAUUUCCGUUCUAAACACACAUAAUGAACUCUGCGUUCGGCGAGUCUUAAAGGCAACAGUGAGCAUUACUCUUAUUAAAUAGGACAAUCGAGAUCACACAGGCCUACUUCAGAACAUUACAGUAGGAAGAUAGCGCACUCUUCACUGAACUUGCGCGAUUAAAACUAGAAACUAAAUGCAGAUUGUAAGUAAAGAGAUGAGAGGAGAUGCAGGCCUAAACCUCAAUGCAAAAGUCUGAAACGCUCUUUCUUUAUUUCUCUUUCUCUCAUUCGGAGAGCCUUUCACGCAGGGUUUGACAUAUUCUAGCUGUUAUCAGAUUGAUGGGCUAGUUUGAUUGAAGUGGCUUUGUCAUGCAAAUGUCAAGCGCGUGAUGGAUGGUCGCCGUGCGCUGACAAACUUCUGGAGGUCCCCUCACCAUUGGCGCCGUGACGUCUCACGUGACUAGCAGCUGAGGUAAAGAUGCGUUAUAGGGAAGCACGAGCAAAUACUCAAGAGGUAAGGAUUUCACCCCUUCCGCAUGACAUACUGUUACGAGCUUGCAGGACAGGAGGCUCCCCCGAUCUCUCAGGUUGACCCUCCGCCAUUAACAGCGCAUGGACAAUUCCAGAAUGAACUCUUUCUUAGAGUACACAAUUUGUAACCGUGGGACGAACGCCUACUCGCCCAAGGCUGGAUACCACCACACCGACCAGACGUUCUCGGGCCCCUUCCUCACCGGACACGCAAAUGACAGCUAUAACUCUGAUGGACGACUUUACGUAGGGGGGAGCAACCAGCCAGCAACAGCACAACAUCAGCACCAGAGCGGCGUUUACGCGCAUCACCAGCACCAAACUCAUCAGGGUGGCAUUGGCCUCACCUACGGUGGCACGGGGACUAGUUAUGGGACCCAGGCCUGCACCAACCCGGACUAUGCUCAACAUCAGUAUUUCAUAAACCCAGAGCAGGAUGGGAUGUAUUAUCACUCAUCGGGGUUUUCUACCUCAAAUGUCGGUCCUCACUAUGGCUCCAUGGCUAGUGCCUAUUGCGGAGCGCAGGGAGCCGUUCCAGCCGCACCGUUUCAGCAUCAUGGGUGCGAAGGCCAGGACCACCAGCGAGGCUACUCACAGGGCACUUAUGCCGACUUAUCGGCCUCCCAAGAGAGGGAGACUGACACGGAUCAGUCGCCACCUGGGAAGACAUUCGAUUGGAUGAAAGUAAAAAGGAACCCCCCAAAAACAGCUAAAGUUGCAGAAUACGGACUGGGACCGCAAAACACAAUUCGGACGAAUUUCACAACAAAACAACUCACAGAGCUCGAGAAAGAGUUUCACUUCAGCAAGUAUCUCACGCGAGCGAGGCGAGUUGAAAUCGCUGCCACGCUCGAGCUAAACGAGACACAGGUUAAGAUAUGGUUUCAGAACCGUCGAAUGAAGCAGAAGAAGCGAGAGAAGGAGGGACUCGCGCCUGCUUCAUCCACCCUGUCUAAAGACCUGGAUGAUCACUCUGAUCACUCAACUUCAACAUCUCCUGGAGCUUCUCCAAGUCCGGAUUCCUAACAGAGGAGAAUAACUUUGGGUGCAUUGAACAGCAGAUUCGAAAUAUAUCGUAAAAUCUAUUAAUUUAAGCAUUCCAAAAUGUGCCAGAAAGACUUUCUCGUGUUCUUUUAUUAUAGAACAAUUGUUUUUAAGGAAACAGAAAAAAAGUGAAAAGUAAAGAGACUUUUAGCACAACAAUGGACAUACACCGUUUGCUAGAACAAAAUUUCCAAAACUCAUUGGAAAUGUUUGUGUGUGUUAUACAGGGUAUUUCUACAAUAAUGAUGAAUGCACUUUCAUGAUGUUUACAAGUCUCCGAACGAACCUAACUGACUUUACAGGGAGCUUACUGUGUUGUCAAAAUAUGUAUUGGUGUUUUUGUUGCGUUUAUGAUGAUUUAUUUGAUGUACACAUGUAUACACGAGUUUUGUGGAUUGUAGCUUAUAAGGGUUUUCGGACUCCUUGCACUAUGCGUUUACAGGGUAGGCCCUUACUGAACACCAGCACAAUUGACCGGAAGACGUGAACGAUUCCCUCUCAAUGUACACAGUGAUAUUCCAUUACUAGUUAAUUUACAGCGAGAAAUAAUUAAUACUGUGUUGCCAGUCGGGCUUAAUUUGGAUAUAGAACAUGUGGCAUGCGCCUUGGGAAUGAUCCGUUCCGUUUACAGAACAAAAGGACAAUGCAGGGUGUUACUUUUCUUAAUUAAAACAUUUACAGAAUUAGAUUUUUUUAGCCUAGUAUUUUAUGCAUAGACGAACUGAGUUUUAUCAGUUACUGUCUGUAUGAUUCCGUAAUCUAAAUGUCUCAAUCAACUGUUUCUGUCAGUUCUUUAUCUACCUCAAAUAAAAACAUUAUUUUACUGAACCAGUCUCUAGAUUACAUAUAAGC